UGAGGCGAAUGCUGCUAAACUGGGAAACGCGAUACAAUAUUAUAGUUGGUGUUGCUCGAGGACUUGUCUAUCUUCACGAAGGUUCGAGUAUUACGAUUAUUCAUCACGACUUAAAAGCCAGUAAUGUACUGUUAGACGAGAAGAUGAAUCCGCGUAUAUCAGAUUUUGGCAUGGCAAGAUUGUUUACAGUGGAUAAAAGUCUAGAAAUUACAAAGAAGAUUGCGGGUACAUAGUAAGUAUUAAUUUAUAUGUUUGAGUUAAAAUUAAUUUUUCAUUUAAAAUGAUAGUGUAUUUAAAUGAUUAAUUAAUGUUUUAUUUUAGCGGGUAUAUGGCUCCAGAGUUUGCAUAUUAUGGACAAUAUUCUAUUAAAACGGAUGUAUUUAGUUUUGGCGUAUUGAUUCUUGAGAUUGUUACCGGUAGAAAGAAUAGUUCUUCUAACGAGAGUGAGAGCUCAUCAUCAGAACAUUUGUUGAGUUAUGUAUGGAAGAAAUGGAGAAAAGGGAAGAUGACUAACAUAAUCGAUAAAACAAUAAGUGAGGAUGGUUCAAGAGCCGAAAAGUUGCGAUGCAUUCAUAUCGGGUUGUUAUGCGUUCAAAAGGCGGUGUCGAAACGACCGACCAUGGCUGCGGUCAUGCUAAUGCUUAAUAGCUAUACCGUGAGUAUGUUAGUUCCUUCAAAACCUGGAUUUCUGAUGGAUGAUGAUGUUGUUAGCACUCCUUCUCCACCGGACAAAAAUGAUCAGACCAUUAACCACGUUUCAUUUACGGACCCAUAUCCUCGUUGA
Molecule: messenger RNA, 784 nt
Organism: Impatiens glandulifera
Lineage: Eukaryota; Viridiplantae; Streptophyta; Magnoliopsida; Ericales; Balsaminaceae
Product: cysteine-rich receptor-like protein kinase 28
Exons: 2
Coding region: 308-784 (158 amino acids)
Biological process (GO): protein phosphorylation
Molecular function (GO): ATP binding; protein kinase activity
Source: RefSeq, a predicted model, not a curated record